AUGGGUUCCCAGGAUGGGGACCCAGAUGACAGUGGAGGAGACUCAAGAAAACCAGAAUUCAGAAUUGUCCUUGUGGGGAAAACAGGGGCUGGAAAAAGUGCAACAGGAAACACCCUCCUGGGCAGGAGAGAGUUUAAGUCUAGGUGUUCCGGAAGGUCAGUCACCAAGGUCUGCAGGAAAGCCAGGACCACAUGGAAUGGGAGGGACAUUUCUGUCAUUGAUACUCCAGGCAUUUUUGACACUGGCACCCCAGAGCUAGAAACUUGGAAAGAAAUAGCUCGUUUCAUGACACUGUCCUCUCCAGGACCGCAUGCUCUACUCUUGGUGUUGCAAAUAGGUCGUUUCACCAAGGAGGAGAAAGAAGCUGUUGAAAGGCUUUAUACUAUUCUAGGAACUGAAGCAAUGAAGUAUUUGAUCAUUGUAUUCACUAGGAAAGAAGAUCUAGGAGAAGAGAGUUUAAAGGAUUUCUUAGGAACAAUUGAUGACUCAUAUUUCAGGGAACUGUUGAAAAACUGUCAACACCUAUGCUGUGCAUUUGACAAUAAUGCUAGUGGAGCCCAGAGAGAUGCCCAGGUUUCAGAGCUGAUGGCCAUGACUGGGAAUAUGGUGCAAGAUAAUAGGGGCACCCACUACACCAACAAAAUAUAUGAAGCCGUGGAAGCGAUCCUCCAGGAGAAGACAGGGAAGUAUGCGAAACGAAAGAAAGAGCGACCACUGUUUAAGGAAGAGCAAGAGCAGUUUAAGAAAGAGCUAGAGCAGUUCAAGGAAGAGCAAGAGCAGUUCAAGGAAGAGCGAGAGCAGUUCAAGAAAGAGCUAGAGCAGUUCAAGAAAGAGCGAGAGCAGUUUAAGGAAGAGCAAAAAAACCAAGAUGGCCAAGUGAGGAAACAACCCACUGAACCUCUCCCAGAUUUCCCCUCCAAACCACCACAAAACUUCCUCUGCAUUGUUCAAGGAGCAGGAAAGCAGCCUACCAGCCUGGCAGGAAAGGGCAUUACUGAUAAUGAGAUUGCAUUAGCUCUCAUUGGUCAGACCCCACCCAACAUGACAAGGAAUUUAGUCAAGACUGGUGAACCCCCUUGUGUUCUGCUCAAGCUUGAAUAG
Messenger RNA from Dromiciops gliroides (monito del monte), 1101 nucleotides. RefSeq names its product GTPase IMAP family member 4-like. Lineage: Eukaryota; Metazoa; Chordata; Mammalia; Microbiotheria; Microbiotheriidae. Gene Ontology annotation, molecular function: GTP binding. The record is from RefSeq and is a predicted model, not a curated record. The coding region runs from base 1 to 1101 and encodes 366 amino acids. The transcript is spliced from 4 exons.